AUGUCCGCCUCUCUGCCCGGCGCACGCGCGCUUCCCGACUCGCAGUAUGACUUGAGCACCUACUGGGGCCGCGUCAGGCAUACCGCUGGCCUUACCGAUCCGAGGACGCUUCUCGUUGGCAAUGCCGGUCUCGAGCAAGCCAAGCAGCUCCUCGUCUCCUACAAGCAGGGACAGAUCAAGUCCAUGACGCCCGACUUGUGGCAGGCCAAGAAGCUCGUCGACUCUACUCUCCAUCCCGAUACCGGAGAAAAGGUCUUUCUCCCCUUCCGCAUGUCCUGCUUCGUCCUUUCCAACUUGGUCGUAACAGCCGGCAUGUUGACCCCUGGCCUUGGUAACCGCGGCACCAUCGCCUGGCAAGUAGCCAACCAAUCCCUCAACGUUGCCAUCAACUACUCCAACGCCAACAAGUCUUCGCCCCUCAGCUGGUCCAAGAUCGCCCAGUCCUACUUCCUUGCCGUCGGCGCCUCCUGCGGCGUGGCCGUCGGUCUCAACAGCGUUGUCCCGCGCCUCAAGUCGCUGGCGCCCUCGACCCGUUUGAUUCUCAGUCGUCUGGUUCCGUUUGCCGCCGUCGCCUCGGCCGGUGCUCUCAACGUCUUCCUCAUGCGCGGCGAGGAGAUGCGUACGGGCAUUGACGUGUACCCGGUCCUGUCGGCCGCCGACAAGGCCAAGCUGGUUGCGGAGGGCAAGGGCGAAGGAGACGUGGAGAGCCUGGGUAAGAGCAAGAAGGCGGCGACGAUUGCCGUGGCGGAGACGGCCGUCAGCAGAGUGCUCAACAGCAGCCCGAUCAUGGUUAUCCCCCCUCUUGUGCUGGUCAGGCUCCAGGCUACCCAAUGGUUGAAGAGGAACCCGAGGUACACGACCCCGAUUAACCUCGGUCUGAUCUUGGUGACCAGCUAUGCCGUGUUGCCGUUGGCGCUGGCGGCGUUCCCCCAGAUGCAGAAGAUCGAGGCGGAUAGGCUGGAGGGAGAGUUCAAGGGUCGUGGUGGUCAGGAUGGCUUGGUUGUUUUCAACCGUGGUAUCUAAGAGGCGGCGAAGGGGAGCGGGCGGGUUCUGGUGGGAUGGGUUAGUUCCCUCUGUCUUGAAGAUGGAGAACCGUGGAGAAGUGUGCACACAAUGGGCGGCAUAGCCUUGGAGUUUUCUUGUUCAUAUGGCAGCGGCAGCGGCGAAAGACGGCGGCGAUAUCCUGAAAAGCUAUGUUGAUUUGGUCAG
Messenger RNA from Neurospora tetrasperma FGSC 2508, 1209 nucleotides. RefSeq lists its product as uncharacterized. Gene Ontology annotation, molecular function: monoatomic ion transmembrane transporter activity. The transcript has 4 exons. Gene Ontology annotation, cellular component: mitochondrial inner membrane. The record is from RefSeq and is a predicted model, not a curated record. Gene Ontology annotation, biological process: monoatomic ion transport; mitochondrial transmembrane transport. Lineage: Eukaryota; Fungi; Ascomycota; Sordariomycetes; Sordariales; Sordariaceae. The coding region runs from base 1 to 1023 and encodes 340 amino acids.